GCCCGCCCGCACCCCGUCCCCCCACUACCGUCCUCGCCCUCCCCCGACCACUCCGCCCACACACACACAACCACCAUCACUUCUCUCACAUCUCCCACAACAAUCAGCUUCUCGCACCGCCAUCAAUAUAGGUGACGCCGACGCCGCACACUGCGUCCUACACAGCACCUGCGUAGGAGGCUAGCGACGCCGUGGCCGACGCCAAGGCGAGAUAGAUAGUACACGGUCGCAGCGAGGACCACACACACACCUUCCUCCUCCCGGCACGGGGGUACCGGCACAAUGGGGCUACCACGGCUGAUGCAAUACGAGGCGACUCACCCGCUGUACGGUGUAGCCUUCUCCAACAACCCGCAGCAUCCGCACCGCAUCGCGCUCACUUCCUUCCUUACUGGCCCAGCCAAUAAGCUGUUUGUCGUCGACGCGGCCGCCACAGCGUCCUACCCCCAGUCUUAUGCUCCCCAGGCCGACUUUGCGAAUCUCGCCACGGGCAACCUCUCCUUCCCUGCCACGAAAGUGGCGUGGGAGCCCCGCGAAUCGCUCGCCCGUCACGACGCCCAGGGGGGCCGCGGCGAGCUGCUUGCGACGACUGGCGAUGUGCUGCGGCUCUGGGAGCUCAAGCAGUGGGAGGGGUCGGACGGUACCCGGUCGGGGUACGUCGGGCGGAACGGGUACAAUGACCCCAGUGCGGGCGAGUUCCUGCUCGCCGAGCGGAGUGUACUGUCCAACAAGGGCAAGCAGCACGCGUACAACUUGCCCCCCAUUACGUCGUUUAGUUGGAACGCGACGGCCCCAGCGUCUAUUGUCACCUGCUCUACAGACACGACGGCAACGCUCUGGGACAUCAACACGUCGCAGGCGUUGACACAGCUCAUUGCGCACGACAGGGCAGUAUACGAUCUAUCGUGGUUGCCGCAAUCGGCCGACAUCUUCGUAUCGGUCGGCGCAGAUGGUUCGUUGCGCGCGUUCGACCUCCGGCAGCUCGAACACUCGACGAUUCUGUAUGAGACGCCAAACUCGUCCCCCUUGUCCCGGAUAGCCUUCAGCAACCGUGAACACAGACACAUGCUCGCGUGCUUCAGCAUGGACGACUCGAGGACAUUAAUCCUCGACAUGCGCAGCCCAGGCCAGCCAGUAGCCGAGCUGCUGGGCCAUCAGGCACCACUCGGUGCCAUCGCAUGGGGUUCCGGCGGCUCUGGCACUGGUGCGACGGGUGGCGGCUUCAUCGCCAGCGGUGGCGACGACGCCCAACUGCUCGUGUACGACCUCACGCGCCCGCUUCCAACAGAAGGGGAGAGCGGCGGCAGAUCAGGGCGGUCGGGCAACAACGGUCCGUAUGCCCUCUCCCCACCGGCCACUCCGUCCAACCGCACACCGUCGCCGAGCUCGACACGGGCGGCUGAGAUCCAACCGGUCCGCGCGUGGUCGUCGGCCGCAGAGAUUAACAACCUCAUCUUCUCCCACAGCGGCGAGUGGGUGGGCUGCGUCAGCGGCUCGCGCCUCAGCGUCCUGCAAUUGUAGAAAAAAAAAAGCACGGAUGUGUGAAUGGAUUGGCGCCACACGCCAAACAGGGAAGGAAGGACACGGCAUCUCUUAUACCCUCAUCGAGAUUCACCAACAGGCAGCGAGCGUUGUAGUAGAUGUCGAUGCA
Molecule: messenger RNA, 1651 nt
Organism: Vanrija pseudolonga
Lineage: Eukaryota; Fungi; Basidiomycota; Tremellomycetes; Trichosporonales; Trichosporonaceae
Gene: TTG1
Product: Protein TRANSPARENT TESTA GLABRA 1
Exons: 5
Coding region: 283-1521 (412 amino acids)
Cellular component (GO): nucleus
Molecular function (GO): protein binding
Source: RefSeq, a predicted model, not a curated record